Molecule: messenger RNA, 1358 nt
Organism: Pseudonaja textilis
Lineage: Eukaryota; Metazoa; Chordata; Lepidosauria; Squamata; Elapidae
Gene: ROPN1L
Product: rhophilin associated tail protein 1 like
Source: RefSeq, a predicted model, not a curated record
UUAGUUUUCAUAGGAUUCUAGUUUGAGACCUUGAAUAACCAUGCCUGUUCCAGAUGUUAUGUUCUGUGCACAGCAGAUUCAUGUUCCACCUGAACUGCCAGAUAUUAUGAAACAAUUUACCAAAGCAGCUAUCAGGACUCAACCACGUGAUGUUCUCCAGUGGUCUUAUGGGUACUUCUAUGCUUUGUCAAGAGGGGAGCCUCUUCCUGUAAAAGAACGUGUUGAAAUGCCAAUUGCCACACAGAAAAAUGAUACUGGUUUGACCCCUGGCCUCCUUAAAGUUUUGCAUAAACAGUUACAUCAAAAGAAGACUGUGGAUUUAAUAGAUCUCCAUAAAAAGUGGAAGACUUUGUGCUUACCAGUAGAACAACUGCGCAAUCUUCUUCAUUUAGAUACCUUUGCAGAUGGAGUAGAAUGGAUGAAAUUUUUUGCCCUUUGCUGUAGUGCUCUUGGUGGGACCCUGCUCAGUUCGAUGAAGCAUGCGUGUGAAAUUCUGACGCUUGAUCCAGAGGGUGGACCAGCACGUAUUCCAUAUGUUACUUUUCACUUUCUCUACACCUACUUGGCUAGCUUAGAUGAUGAAGUAACAGAGGAAGUAUCCGAGUCUUUUCUCAAGUCUCUUAAAGAACAAGUGGCACGGAAGGACUAUAUGGUUGGUACUGCUGAUUUCUCCACUGUAAAAUUGAUGUCUUAAAACAGGAAUAUUUGAGAGUAACAAAUUUUUAGUACAUAGCAAAAUGUCAUGUUGAAUAGUGUAAAAAAAUUAGAGUUUUCAUUAAUGUAAUCUCUAAUGUGCUUUUCAGUUUGUGAACUACCAAUAAAAUGUGUACUACCUAAUUGUCUGAAGUCAGAUUAUGGUAUUUUAUGAAUAUUAAUUACUCCUUCAACAAGCAGUAUUUAGAGUAGAAAAUCUAAUCAGUAAGCAGAUAAUUGAAUGGAGAUUUCUAUUUCCAGAGUCAAUCUGGUUAUGCCAUCCAUUCAGUGAAGAGACCAUCGUAAGUGAUGUAGUAUCGAGUGUGCAGUUCUCCCAGGGCUCCUUCCAGACUCGGAAUUUAAUAGUAUCUUCUAGAUUUCUCCUUCUGUAAUUGAGACCCUUAUAUAUAAUAUCUGGGCAACAAUCAUAUAAAUGAAAAAUGAUGGUCUACAGCUGUCCAUUAUUUUUAUUUUCUGAUGUCUGGAUAUACAUACAUAUGGUGUCAAUUCAUUAUCUGCAAAAUCAUGAUAACACUUAACAUCAUAUGUUUGUUGGCACUGUCAAAAUAAUUCAGUUUGGUCUAGUGGACCAGACUAGAAAGUGGGAGUUCAAAUCCCACUUUAGCCAUGAAAGCCAGCUUGGUAACUUUAGGCCACUUACUCUC